Messenger RNA from Triticum urartu, 1415 nucleotides. The record is from RefSeq and is a predicted model, not a curated record. NCBI's taxonomy places the organism in Eukaryota, Viridiplantae, Streptophyta, Magnoliopsida, Poales, Poaceae.
UAAUACAAUUCCAGUUCUGGAAAUUUUGAGAAUCGGUUCAGAUAACAAUACUAUUUACUACUCCCUCCGUCCCGAAAAACAUGUCGCAAGGGCAAAUUUGCAAAAAAACAUCUGGUUUCUCCCGACCAAACCCGCGCUCCCUCGUCCUCCUCCUCCAGACAAAAGCCGCAGCUGCGCUGCUCCCCGACACUGCAACUGCCCUGCUCCCCCGCUCCCCCGCCGCAGCUGCCUCCUGCUCCGCCACCGCAGCUGCCACUCGCCUGCCUCCCCAAGCUUCCCCCUUCCUCAAAAAAACCUUCGAUUUCCCCAGCUACCGCCAUGCUCUGCUCCGGCUGCGUCAGAACCGGCGUCGGCGAGCCCGGAGGCACUGGAUUCGGACCACCACCAACAACCUAAAGGGUGACGAGGCCGACAAGCCCGAUGACGACAGGAGAUGCAGCAAGCUAAACGCCGACGAGCCCAAUGACGACGGCAAGCUAAAGGCCGUCGAUUUGCGAGCCUGGAAGACGACGACGACAGGUCCACAAGGAAUACGAUCGCGGCGGCGUCUUCUUUGCUGUUUCUCUGGUGGAAGACCCGUGCCCGCGACACCGCGGCUGGGCUAUCCACGACACAAGUGGGUCGCACUUGCUCACUUGGCAAUAGCGGUGGCGGCUACAUGUUUUCUCCACUACUGCAGAUCAUCUCCAGGUCCUACUGCCUGGGUCUCAACCUCUCUUCUCUACUCUAUGUUUACUGAAUUUACUCCAUUUUUACUGAAUUUUCUCCACUACUCUAUGUUUACUGAACCACUAGUUUAUGAACCACUUCACUGAAUGUGAGAUGUACCACUGAAUUUCACUUCUGCUAGUACUCCAAGAAGACUAUGCCAACGGCAACCAAGAGGGCUUUGUUGAGUUCGUGCAAUGUUCCAAUUGAGGGAGGAGGUGGUAGACUGUUUGCAGAUGUGGUUGUCUUGAUGAGAUUCAGUUUGAUCAGACCAUCCCAAUGUCACUUUGCAAUUGUUCUGCUUCUUUUCUGAGCAUGGAGCUGACAGUUAUCUGGGAUGAUUGCAUUGCAGCUGCCAUUUCCUGUGGAUAGCUUGUACGCCGACCCCGAGCGCAAGGCUUAGGAUGUCUUGGGCCUGUACCAUGGAUUAGGCCGCACACUCUUUAGUCCAGCCAGUGUAAGCACCAUCACAGCAUAUUUCCCUUCAGAAUUCUGAUCAUGCAACUGUUCAUUCAAAAGCCACUAAAAUGUUGAUCCCUGCGUGCAAUGAAGGCUAAAAUAUACUCAAGGCUCGACUCCAUCAAUUCAGUUAAACUUGGACAUGACUGCAGCCCAUUUAAACUUGGACUACAAAUAUUGGAUGGAUCCAUUUCAAUUGAUAGAAAACUGAAUAUUCACUGUAGUCUCAGUUAACUGAAUUUUCUGAA